Molecule: messenger RNA, 546 nt
Organism: Drosophila innubila
Lineage: Eukaryota; Metazoa; Arthropoda; Insecta; Diptera; Drosophilidae
Product: protein toll-like
Exons: 1
Coding region: 1-546 (181 amino acids)
Biological process (GO): innate immune response; toll-like receptor signaling pathway
Cellular component (GO): membrane
Molecular function (GO): transmembrane signaling receptor activity
Source: RefSeq, a predicted model, not a curated record
AUGUGGCUUUAUGAGCGGAAUCUUUGUUUCAAAUGGAUUUCCCGUCCGGAACCCAAAGAAGACACUGUCCUAAAAAUUGAUGCAUUUCUUGCAUUUUCACAUGUUGAUGUGGAUCUGAUAAAGGAGUAUUUGGAUAAACUGGAGAAAGGACCUCGCCAAUAUCAACUCCGCUUCUAUCAACGGGACUGGCAGAUAGGCGCAUCCAUUCCGGACUGCAUACUGGAAUCAAUUGAAUGUUCCAAGAGGGUUAUCAUCUUGAUGACCAAUAACUUUGUCAAUUCUUCUUGGGGUAUGUUUGAGUUCCGAUCGGCCAUUAAAGCCACUUCGAUGGACCCGAAUAAGCGACUGCUUGUCAUAUUAUAUCCGAAUGUUAACUUGGAUAACCUAGAGCCUGAAUUGAAGCGGUACAUGACGUACAAUACGUAUCUGAGGAGAGAUGAUCCCCAAUUCUGGAGGAAACUGAUGUAUUCGAUGCCCCAUAAAGAAGUCCAAUGUGAACAAUCUGCACUAACUGAAUGUCCGGCAAUUGAGGAAAGUCAACUAUAA